Oryza brachyantha (malo sina) is the source of this 1042-nucleotide messenger RNA. Its product is annotated as protein MIZU-KUSSEI 1-like. Gene Ontology annotation, biological process: hydrotropism. The coding region runs from base 141 to 890 and encodes 249 amino acids. Lineage: Eukaryota; Viridiplantae; Streptophyta; Magnoliopsida; Poales; Poaceae. The transcript has a single exon. The record is from RefSeq and is a predicted model, not a curated record.
GCGCAUCGGUGCAUGCGGAACGAACGCAUCGUCUCCAAGAGAACGCACGCAGCGUACUCGAUCAAACCCUAAAUCUUUCCUACCCUGACUCUUGUACACGCGCGCGUAAGUGCACGUAUAUAUAUAGGGCCCGGCCGGCCAUGGCGCCGGCUGUCGUGCCCGUCGAACACGGCGGCGGCGGCGACGGAGGAGGUGGAGGCGGAGCGGAGGAGAGGGCGGCGGGGCGGAGCUGCCACGUCGCGUGGCUGGCGUGGUGGGAGCGACAGGUCCGGUGCCUCGUCGCCUCCACGCUCCUGCUGCGGUGCCAGUGCCACGCCGCGCUCGGCAGCCUCUCCCGGCCGGCCGGUGGUGCGCCCGCCGCCGUCGUCCGCGGCACGUUCUUCCUCCCCUCCGCCGGCGACCGCCGCGUCCGCCUCUUCCUGCACGAGCACUCGGCGGCGCCCUCGCCCUCGCCGGAGCGCCCCGCGCAGACGAUCCUCGUCCUUGACCUCCCCGCCGGUCUCGCCGGCGCGGACAUUGCCGCGGCGGGGAGGAUCGUGCUCGAGUGCCAGAGGCAAUGGAGCGGCGCCGUCGACGACUGCCGCGGCGGCGGAGCCGGCUCCCUCCUCGACUCGCCGAAGUGGCUGGUGUACUGCAACGGCCGGCGCGUGGGGUUCGCGGCGAGGCGGGAGGCGCCGUCGGAUGCGGAGGGGUGGGUCCUCGAGAAGCUGUGGGCCGUCACCGCCGGAGCCGGGCGGCUUCCCGGCGGCGCCGGGGUGGAGUACCUUCGCGGGAGGUUCGAGAGAACCGUUGCGUCGUCGGAUGCGGAGUCGUUUCACCUCGUUGACCCCAUCGGAUGGCUGGGAUUCAACGGCAAUGACGGCCUCAGCAUCUUCUUCCAUAGGAUAUGAUCAGUUCGUUUCUUGUUUAAGUUUUUAGUUGUAUCUGAUCUAUCGAUCGAGAGAUUAUCGAUUUGCUCCAUUACUCUCUUCCAAAAUCUAUAUUGGUUUCUCCUAUAAAACUAACAUAGCAACGUCUAUGCUACCGAAUUAAUUUUACUAAA